This is a messenger RNA of Rhodofomes roseus, 2656 nucleotides long. RefSeq lists its product as uncharacterized. NCBI's taxonomy places the organism in Eukaryota, Fungi, Basidiomycota, Agaricomycetes, Polyporales, Fomitopsidaceae. The transcript has 3 exons. Bases 95 to 2656 code for a protein of 853 amino acids. The record is from RefSeq and is a predicted model, not a curated record.
GACGCGUCUCGUCGCUGUUCGGUGUCUGACGCGUCGUGUCUCCUCUGUCGUGUCUGACGCGUCGCGCUCUGUCUCCGUGUCUCCCUGCGCCACGAUGUUAUCUAUGACAACUCUACAGACCAUUCUCCAGUUUAUCCACGCGCAAAACACCACACUCUCCGAGGUCGUGCUUGCUGUCAUCCGCAAUCCUACGCUCGAACGGAACGCGCUCGCGCACGGCCUUGUCGCGAACACAACCAACUUCCUCACGGCUCUCAGUCGUCAUGGGAAGAUGCGCGACGCGUUGGAUGAGUGGGCACAUAAGUACAUGAAGGUACAGUACCACAACUCGGCUCGGCGGCUCACCGAGAAGAAGAAUGGCUGGCACUUCAGCGCGCUUCGUGCGACAGCGAAACAGUUCAACGACUUCCGAACGGAAGACAUGGCGAAACACAUGCAAGAACUCGAGCCCCAGCUCUGGGAUCUCAUGAUCUUUAUGCUGUCGGGCGAGGACGCAGCUCCGCUCGGGAGCGAGGAUGGGGACACGGCGAGUGGGGAGAUGAAUGAAGACGAGUACUGGGUGGCUCUUGGGGAUGAUAGGGAACCCGCACCUGACGCGGCGAGGCCAGACGAGCCGCCACAGACACGGCGAGCGAGGAUAGUGCAACAGCGGCGCUGCGGUUUACGGGUUAUUAGAGCUGCUGUGAUCUUGUCGUUAGUCAUGCAGACCAUCAAUCAGCAAUGCAAUGCUUUAGGUGCCGUGAACGGUGGCUUCUUCCACGCGUCUGUCAUGCCAGACAAGGCUCUCAAGGCCCUCGCUCAUAUGGGAGUCUCUGUCUCCCCGGAUGCGAUCAACAAUGCCGUGAGAUCCCUGUCGCAGGAGAGUGCUGUGUCGAUCAUGGAGCUCGGUCGAUCUCUCACAGCUGCGUUUGCGUACGACAACUUCGAGUUGAAGCUCCAUACAAACACACCAACCAUUGAGAAGCCUGGCGGGGACCUCAAGCACCUCACAUCGGGAGACAUCUUUCAGUUGGACCACGGAGUGGUCCCAGCAGACCUUCGCUGCUCUCAGGUGCUCUGGGCUACCUCACUUCUUAAUCCUGCAGCAUCAGCAACACUGCAGCCGCGUGGAUUCAAAGACUUGCUGAUGCUGCACCCCGAGACACCGCAUGCGAGUGGACUAAGCCGCAAAGGGCUUUUCAAUUCCUGGAAGUUCGUGUAUGACCUCACGCACUUCGGCCCGGCAUAUUUUCGUCAGUUCACCUCAGAGAUUGGUCGACCACAUCCUGUCGAGUGCAUCCCCGUCACGAAGCUUCGUCACCAUCCCGCUCGAACAAUGGAUGUCAACAACUCCACCGUUGAUGGGAACAUCGAGGCGAUCCAGCAACUCUGCGCCCAGGCAGGGAUCGGCGAUCCAACGGCGAUCUAUGCCACGGGCGAGGAGACAGACAUCUCUGAGUAUGUCGUCUUGUUCCAUGGUGACCUAGGGACGAUGGAGCGGGUUGUGUCCGCACUUAAGGCACGUUCAAUCGAGGACACACCUUGGGCCAGGCUACAAUUUGUCGUCUUCGUACCGGGGCUUUUUCACUUCAAAAUGGCCGCCGCGGAUGGCAUCUGGCGUAUUUGGAUCAAACCUAAGCACGCUCGUGGCGAUAACACCUUCUUACAAUAUAUCGGGUCCCUUCGUCCACUCGAAACGGGCAAGUUCAGCUCAAAUCCCACGUUCCGACAGAUGCACGAAGGAAUUCAACAUGUCGGGACAGUGCUGCGCCUGGAUGCUUGGCGCGUGGAGGUCUCGAGGAAACUGAAGAACGAUAUCACCCUUGAGACGUGGGCCGAACAAGAGAAGCCAAGCAUAGGCGAAAUAUUUGCGCUGGCUGUGGGCCUUGCUCGGACCUACGUCGCAGGGGAGGUCGGCGGUCCACGGAUGUUUAACCUCCGGCGGCAGGGCGCACAACGGGACGAGCAGCGAGAGAAUACACUUCUCCUUCAUGAGCACUUGCUGCUGUACGAAGAGCUUAGCUGGGCGAUGAAUGCCGGUGACAUUGGCCGGGUUGAGACAGUCCUACCGUCCUGGAUAGCCAUCUUCAAGGAGACUGGCAAACACAAGUACGCCCACCAUAUGACAAAGUUCUUCACCGAUGUCCAUUAUGUAUACCCGCCACGUUUACGGCGAGCAAUUCGGUUGAACAUGCUCGUAAACCCGAAGGGCAAGCCUGACUCCUUCCGAGGUGUUGAUUGGGUCGAGGAGUUCAAUAACCUCCUCACAAAGGACACAUAUGGCGGAGAGAAUUCUAAUUACACCAUCAACCGUAUCAUCACCGAGUCACCAAACAUUCUUACAUACCGAAGCUGUAUUGCGAACGCCGAGCGGAACUACAUCCUCACUGGCCUUACAACAGCUCGCGGCUCUCCCGACAUGACAAGGACAUUCGCGGCCCUUGCUUCGCGCAUGGCGGGCGAACUCAAACCAAACGAACAUAUCGCGGGACGGAAGAGCAACUACGUCAUCCCCGACACCGUGGCAAAGGGUACAGAGACAAUGGUACUAUUAGGCCAUUCUACGGAGGAUACUGACAUGGCAGACGAGGGUGGUGGCACGGGCGAGACGACUGGAACAAGCGGGGGUGUGAUCAAUCAAGUGAAUGUGGAGGACAUAAUGAACGUAGACGGGUAG